UCUGUCAGCAGCAGCAGGCAUUGGUGUGGAUGACUUGCGCCGACUUUGCCUCCUCCGUCUCAGCUUUGUCAAGGGCUGGGGACCUGAUUAUCCCAGAAAGAGCAUCAAGGAAACCCCUUGCUGGAUAGAGAUCCAGCUUCAUCGCCCACUGCAGCUUCUGGAUGAAGUUCUGCAGGCCAUGCCAAACAAUGAUCUUCGGCCAGGACUUUCGUUUUUUCUGCCUUGA
Candidula unifasciata is the source of this 226-nucleotide messenger RNA. The record is from the annotation of a GenBank genome assembly. NCBI's taxonomy places the organism in Eukaryota, Metazoa, Mollusca, Gastropoda, Stylommatophora, Geomitridae.